Molecule: messenger RNA, 668 nt
Organism: Esox lucius (northern pike)
Lineage: Eukaryota; Metazoa; Chordata; Actinopteri; Esociformes; Esocidae
Product: zinc finger BED domain-containing protein RICESLEEPER 3-like
Exons: 1
Coding region: 82-603 (173 amino acids)
Molecular function (GO): protein dimerization activity
Source: RefSeq, a predicted model, not a curated record
CUCACAAAGGACAUUAAGACAGCAGUCAUAGAAUAUCUCAAUGAGAAGUACGAUGACGAGAUAACAGACGAACUGCUUGAUAUGGCAUCAUUGCUUGACCCGCGCUUCAAGACUCAAUAUAUCAGGCCAGACAAGAUUGAGGCAAUCAAAACAAGAGCAGUGACUGAGAUUCUGAAAAUGGAGGGAGACCCAGGCCCAUCCACUUCACAGGCUUCAUGCAGAACAGAAGAACUAGAGGCAGAGGGAGGCGCUGCUGCAGCUCUUCCUGUAAAGAAGCAGAGGAAGUCACUGGGCAGUUUUUUUAAGAAACCAUGCCCCAGCAACACAGGACUCAGUGACAUGCAGGCAGUGGAGGGGGAGCUGGAAAACUACCUCAUGGGUCCAGAUGCAGACAGUGAAACAGAACCCCUGGAUUGGUGGAAGGUGUAUGACAAAAAGUUUCCUAAAGUGAGCCAACUAGCAAGGCGCUACUUGUGCAUCCCUGCUACCAGCUCCCCCUCUGAGAGGAUUUUUAGCACAGGUGGGAACAUUGUGGCCUGUCAUAGGGCAGCUUUAAAACCUGAAACUGUAGACAAGCUUGUCUUUCUUGCCCGUAACUUGUAAAGUUAAAAAAUAUAUAUACUGACUGACCACAGUUAAGAUUUAUUUUAUUUAUUAUUGAAGGUUUG